This is a messenger RNA of Passer montanus (Eurasian tree sparrow), 1770 nucleotides long. Its product is annotated as cullin-9-like. The coding region runs from base 251 to 1756 and encodes 501 amino acids. The transcript has 7 exons. The record is from RefSeq and is a predicted model, not a curated record. Lineage: Eukaryota; Metazoa; Chordata; Aves; Passeriformes; Passeridae.
GGACACGGCGGAAGGCGCAGCUCCCGCCACUCCCGUGUCCCUCGCCGCCUCCCGUAGGGGGCGCGGAAGCUGCGCGCUGUUUCCGGCGGCUCCCGGUGGCGCCGGGGCCGCUCCGGGGCUCGGGCCGGGUCGGAGCGGCGCCUCCAGGGCCGCUUCCUUCCUCCCGCCUCGGCGAGGCUGCAAGAAGAUUCCCGUCUGGCAUGCUGCAAAUUCCAAGGAAGGCAGCACAGUCGAAGACACACCUGCUGCCAUGGUGAAUGAGCAGCACCAUGGCACCCUGCUUGUGCAGCUGGGGCCCACGCUGCAGGCCCGCCCAGAGAAGCUGCUGCGGCAGCGGCGAGGCCGCGACGAGCGGCCGGAAUACCUGGUGCGGUGGAGCGUCCUCGGCUCGGAAGAGAGAGCGGCGGGAGGCAGCAGCGCCUGCCCUGCAGAGAGCAGGGCCGAGAGCAUCUCCCUGUGGAUGUCUGCAGAAGAGGUGCGCGCCAGCUGCCCGGCGCUGCUGGGCCAGAGGAGGCCGGAGGGGCCGAGGCAGGAGAAGGCGGCCGGUCCCUGCUCCGCGGCCGUCCCGCGGGACGAAGCCGCGCUGGACGAAGCCUCGCUGCUGGAGAUGAAGGCCGACGUCAGGAGCCUGGUGCGGCGAGCCGGGCGCCAGCUGGCCGAGGCCGGGACCCCCGCGUGCUCCAUCCUGGGCACGGUGCGCGUGCUGGGCGCCUACGCCGGCAUCGGCUCCCUGGCGGGCGCCUUCAGGGAGGCGGGAGCCCUGGAGCUGCUGACGGCCAUGCUGUGCCACCGGGAGGAGCGGAUCCGCCGCGGUGCCGGCGAGAUGCUGCGCGCUCUGGGCGCUCAGGACGCAGGAAUCUGGUGCCAUGUGCUGCUGUCCCUGAGCCAGCAGGAUGGCAUUGAGCAGCACAUGGACUUUGACAGCCGCUGCACCUUGCUGGAGCUGUUUGCUGAGAUCACGUCCUCUGCAGAGCACUGCAUGUCCUUCGAGGGGAUUCACCUCCCGCAGAUCCCUGGGAAGCAGCUGUUUGUGCUGGUGAAGCGCUACCUGUGCGUGACUUCUCUGCUGGACAAGCUGAGCAGUGGCGUGGAGCAGGGAGAGGAGCAGCAGGGCUGCGCUGUGCCCAGCCCCGUCCCUGAGGAGAGGAGCCGUGUGAAGCAGGAGUUUGAGUUCAGCAUGGCCAUGGCAAACCUCAUCUCGGAGCUGGUGCACGUGAUGGGCUGGAGCCACAGGCACAAGGCAGAGCCGCUGCGCCAGCGGGCCCCGCGGCCUCGCCCUGCCCGCUCCAUCUUCCAGCACAAGACCCCGGCCAGCGCUGCUGUCCAAAAGCCUGUGUUGCCUUCAAAUCCUGAUCCUCAGAAAAAGCAGGGCUGUACCUUCCUGACUGCAUCAGACUUCGCAGACAGCGGUGACUACACGGAGUACUUGCGGGCAAACCUGGUGCACGGCAUGAGGGUGCGCCUGCUGGAGGACUCUGGUGACAUUAGAGCUGGGGAGGAAGGCGAGUUUCUCCAGAGCACAAACAACAUGCACACAGUACAGGUUUUACGGCAGUCAACGGGUCGGACCUACUGGGUGCGUUGGCACAUUCUGGAGAUUAUUGGCUUUGGGGAUGAGUGGGAAGAUCCUGCUGCUCAGGAAAAGGAAUACAGUGUGAGAAAGAGCUUCAGUCAAGACACAGGCAAGAUAUCCCACUUAGGAUAUGAGUUGGAAUGUGGGGUGUGCAGCAGAGGAUGGGGGAGUUGGCAGAGCUGACAGUGCCCUUCCUU